This is a messenger RNA of Manis javanica (Malayan pangolin), 3165 nucleotides long. RefSeq names its product H1.7 linker histone (gene H1-7). The record is from RefSeq and is a predicted model, not a curated record. NCBI's taxonomy places the organism in Eukaryota, Metazoa, Chordata, Mammalia, Pholidota, Manidae.
GGUAGCCCUUUGUCAUAUACCAUCACCUCUGCUGAACCUUUGCAAUAAUUGUGUUGAUAAGAAAGGAUUAUUAGCCUUUUGUGUUUGUUUUGUUUUAUAUUUUGCCUUUUUUUUUUAGAUAAAGAAGCCAAACCCAAUGAUAUUAAAGGAUUUAUCAAUGUCAUAUGAUGGCUGUUAAAGAUUUAGGAUAUAUAUGAAUGUCUUCCAGCUCCAAGUCCAGGUGGUUUUCCUUUUAUAAACAUUGUGCCACAUUGUACUCUGUAAUCCUGAACUAAUUUAAAAUAAAGAAAAAGCAGUUUAUGAUUGCAAAAGUAAUUGUGUUAGUUAAGAGGUCAGAAAUCCUUUGACUGAAAAAAUCCAGAGAGGCUUCAGUGACAAUGUAUUUAGCAGGACUUUUAAAGAUGAACAGGAUUUAUCUGGGCAGGGAAAGGUGAUAGGUAAGCCAAGAAGAGGGACAUGAGGCAGAAAAGUACAAAGUCUGUUUAAAGAAUAAUGAUGACACCAGUAUUCUUUGGCUGUUCGGAUUCUGGAUUCCAAUCCAACUGAAUGAGGCAUCUUAACUUCCUAGGUGUGAGAAUCAUUAUUUAUGGUGGAAGGACCACAGGGGUUCCUUUCUUUGCUUCAUACUCUUGAACAAAAUCCACCGUUCAGUCAGGAAGACAAGACUGCAGGUAUCGACUUGGUGGGCCCGAAGGUGGGAGUUCCCGGGCCAGGGUGUAUAGACCCCCAUGUUUACCUUGUGAGGACAUUGCAAUACUUGUUCUAGGUUAGUUGGGAGCAGCUUCUGCCACCUUAGGGAAAUACGGGUAAAUGGCGUGCAGAACCACAGAAAAAUAGUGCACUUCAGAAAGCGUUCGAGUUCAAGACCAGUGAGAAGUGAACAUAAGAGCGGGGAACAAAACCUGGAAGUUAUAAAGGUGAUUCUUAAGGAUGAAAAGACGCCGAAGAUGGGGACUGGUUUAGAACCUACCUGGGCAUCAGCGGCCAGGCCCCUCCCUAGACCUGAACCUCCAGGCCGGCGCCUCUGUGACGUGGCUGGCCGGCCCUUGCCUGGGUGCCGGCCUGGAGGGCGGGGCCCAGAGCCGGCGGCGCCGCGGAGCCGGGAGCAGGGCCAUGGUUCUGGUGGCGCAGCCUGCCGGCGGGUCCCAAAGCACUGAAAUUAAAACCCAGCAGUCUAAGGAAAGAAGCCUUAGGGCACCGCCGAGACGGGGCCCGCGCUCCGUGCUCAAACUGUCCCUGCUGUUGCUCGAAGCCAUCGCCGAGCACAAAAGGCUGACUCUGGCCGUCCUCAAGAAGGAGCUCGGAAACGCGGGCUACGACGUGCGCAGGACGCGCGGCCGGCCCUGCGGCGGGGCGCCCGGGAAGGCCGAGAAGGGCGCGCUCCUCCGGGUCAGCGGCGGGAACGCCGCCGGCUGCUUCAGGGUGUGUAAGAUGCUGAAGCCGAAGAGAAAGCGGGGACACCCGAGGCUGCGGGAAGGCGCCCCAUCUCACAGGAGGGCCCCUGGGGGGCCGCGGAGCCCGCGCCGCAGGGCGACCAGGAAAGCCUGGGAAGGGUGGAGACGCCACCCGAGAGCAAGGGCCGGGCUGAGGAGCGGAAGGCUCCGAGCCAGGGCUGCGGGGCACUCCAGAGCCAAGGAGGAAGCGAGGGCCAAGGUGAUGGGCAAGGGGAGAGCCCGGAACAAGAAGGAGAAAGGCAGGCCUAGGACCCAAGACAGGAAGCCACGCUGGAGGGCCAGAGAAGAGAGGAAGCAGGACGCGGAGAAGCCGGUAAAACGGACCACCCACCACACAACCUCCAUCAAAACUGACUGGACUUCCACUAGGCAGGCGAAGACUCGUGACUCAAGGGUCACUUGCACCAAGACCCACUAAAUCUGAAGGUCCUGGGAAUGCAGCCGGUAAUCCAUAGUAUGGGAACAACUUCCCUUCCUCCAGGCACAGAUGCCUUUACCCAUAGGCUCCAAAGAGAGCCUCUCUCACAUUCACUGGAAUGGACAAUACUAUUCACAAGAUCUUUCCACCACAUUGUGUCUGUUUCGUCUUUGCACACCUGGAAGGGAAAGGGCGGGUAUUGAAAUGAGACCUGUAGCAGGGGCGACUGGUGGGUGAAGAAGGCAAAAGGAGUUGAGAUUCUGUUCCUGCUGCAGAACCCAGGAAAGUACCUUUCCGGAAGAAAGAAGAAAACAGGUGGUAGAAGAGGAGCAGUGACUUCACAGGAUUACACAGAGGUGUUGAAUUAACGUUAGACACCCGAGCAAACCCAAAUUAAGUUUUGAGAAGGAGAGCAUAUAAGGAGAGAAGUGGGGGCAUCACUGGAACAAGAGAUUACACAGCCUUUAACCUGAGUGGUCCCAUUACUCCAAAGUGUCUUUGCCUAAUACUCCUUUUAGGAAAAAGUCCCUUCCCCCAAAAUUAAUUGUUAAGGGGUUUGUAGUUUUUGCCCUGAUCUGAUAAUCUACUUUAACUUUGAAAAUGUUAUAUAUGUUAGUGUUCGGUUAAGUAGAGUGUGUGUGAAAGCAUCUACACAGGACUCAGCACUGUAGGUGCUCAUUGCUGAGUCUAAAUGCGAGUAUAAAUAAUUAAUGAUAUAGUGAUAACAUGCUCUAGCAGAAAACUUUACUGGAUCAGUACUUAAGGAGACCAGGGUUCUAGUCAAAGCCCUGCCACUCUGACAUAGCUGAGUUGUUACUUAGCCAUUUAUAGUCUUGGCUUCCUUCUCUAUAAAAAGUUGGGAUUGGCUAGGAUGAUUUUAAGUGAUUUUUAUGUCAGUAAAAUGACAAGAAGGACUUAAAUAUCAUUACAGAUGCUUUGGUUGACAAAAUUCAAUAAGAGAAUUUAUCAACUGGGAAAGGACUAACUCCUGGAGAGGAAACUAUUAAGAUGUACAGCAUAUCAGAUGGGAAAGGCCAGAUAAUGAAUAGCUGGGUCUUUUGCUUAAUAAAAUGUAUUGAGCACUAUAUACAAAAUAUGGAGCACAUAUAUGAUUCCUUUAUUUAUGAAUGCAGGGAUUAAGAACAGCGUGGGAGUAGUUUCAAUGCCCUAAACAUGACAGGGCACAGAAAUGGUUCCUAGGGAAGUCAACAUACCAGUAACUGAUUGAGGGAAAUGACCUGCUGUUUCCAGCUAAAGCCAGAGGAAUGGGGGGAAAGGCAGUACCUAGAAGGU